Molecule: messenger RNA, 1446 nt
Organism: Rana temporaria (common frog)
Lineage: Eukaryota; Metazoa; Chordata; Amphibia; Anura; Ranidae
Product: fetuin-B-like
Exons: 7
Coding region: 15-1331 (438 amino acids)
Biological process (GO): negative regulation of endopeptidase activity
Cellular component (GO): extracellular region
Molecular function (GO): cysteine-type endopeptidase inhibitor activity
Source: RefSeq, a predicted model, not a curated record
UAAGUAAUUUGUAUAUGUCCUGGGGAAGAAUGAAGGUCUGUGUUUUACUACUUCUCUGUGUCCAUGUGCUCUGCACUAGAGCAGGGCGAACCCGGGGUCCUCCAGAACCUGAACUGACGUCCCUCGCUUGCAAUGAUACACAAGCAGAGUUUGCUGCAGAUUUGUCUCUACGCCAGCUAAAUGCACAUCGAAAGGAGGGGUUUUCCUUUGGGCUCAAGCGAAUUUCCAAUGUGCAAGAACAAUAUGAUGAGGAAAAUGGAUCUGUAUUUUACCUUACACUGGAUGUGUUAGAGGCAGACUGUCAUGUCCUGAGCCGGAAAUUGUGGAAAGAAUGUCAAUCAAAGCCCCGAAAUGAGGCUGUUUUUGGACAGUGCAAAGUAAUAUAUCAACUUAACAAACCAAAAAGGAUUGCUCACCUCCACUAUUAUGACUGCACUAUGACACCAGCUGCUCGAGAUCAGCCCUGUCCUGGCUGUCAUUUCUCUAAACCACUUAAUGACACCAACUUUGUUGAAGUUGCAAAGAAGAGUCUGCUUAAAUUCAACAGCGAGAGCAACAACAGCAAAUACUUUCUUCUUGGAAAUAUAACAAAGGCCGCAUCUCAGGUAGUUGCCGGAACAGCCUAUCACGUAGAAUACACCGUUCAAGAAUCUACCUGUAAUAAAUCAGCUGAAGACCUUUCCCAGUGUGAGCCCCUGGAUUGUGAAUUUGCCCACACUGGUUAUUGCAAGGCUUGGGCUGUAGCACACUGGAGUUCACCAGCUGAUAAGGCUGUGCAAACCAUCUCCUGUGAUAUUUUUGAACCAGAGGCUGCUAUUGUUGAAGAGCAAAAUCAUCAGGGUGGACAUGCUGAAGAAAAACCAGGCAGUGGUAAAAGGGAUCACCAUGGAAAGGGUGAUAGAGGAAAAGGAAAGAAGCAUGGUCAUAAACAUGGACAUGGACAUAAGCAUGACCACAAGCAUGAUCAUGAUCACAGUGGGAGCCAUGAGCAUGAACACGAGCAUGACCAUGAACAUCUUCACAAUUAUGAGCAUCAUCAUGCCCCAUCCAGAGGAGGCCACGGCCCAAAAUCAGAAUCUCCAAAAACAAAAGGCACUGUUACAUAUAUUACUGGAGAUGAAACCUCUGCUGCUUCAGGAGCUGAAGAUAAAAAAGAAAAAAGAGGAAAACCACACAAAGGAGGCAAGGGAAACCAACCUAAAUCAUUUAUUAGAGCUUUUCCUGAUAUAGCCUCAACAUCAGAUCAGUGUCCCGGACAGGCCAAGAAAUUUCCAGUUGAAGAUAUUCCUAUUAUAGAAGCACCACAGGACCCAACUACAAUCCCAAAAUAGACAGACAUAACAUGCAAUUUGUUUAAACAGUUCUAUAAUAUUCUAUGUUUUUAUAUAACCUAUUUUGCCUGCUUUUGAAAUGAAAUAAAUAGACACAAUAAAGCCUCAAAUUAUA